Molecule: messenger RNA, 2254 nt
Organism: Ilex paraguariensis (yerba mate)
Lineage: Eukaryota; Viridiplantae; Streptophyta; Magnoliopsida; Aquifoliales; Aquifoliaceae
Source: the annotation of a GenBank genome assembly
AUGGCUCUGUUCCUGCUUACCAGCAUAUUGAACUUUGCAAUGCACCAGAACACAGCAUGCUAUGUCACAGACCAAACUGGACUUGCUCUAAAGCCUGAUAACAUGCAACAACCUAUAGGUACCACUUUACCAAAUGCACUCCCCAAUGUGCACCAGAACACAGCAUGCUAUGUCACAGACCAAACUGGACUUGCUCUAAAGCCUGAUAACAUGCAACAACCUAUAGGUACCACUUUACCAAAUGCACUCCCCAAUGGUGGGUCAUCACUUCACCAACGCCUGCAAAUAGCUGUUGAUAUCUCUGCUCAUGCCAGAAGGAUUGAUGUACCACCAAAUGUACUGUUGGCUCAGGGUUCAAAUGUGGGAAUGAUACAAGGAAUGAAUGGGGGGAUGAUCAAAUCCGAAGUUGGAUAUGUCAGAAAUUCUCGGUACUUGUUUGGUGUUGAUGGCAGUGGCUUGGAAACACGUCCUGCUAUUGGGGAUGUUUCUUGUUCAUCUUUCAGCAGCAUAGANCAGUACUUGUUUGGUGUUGAUGGCAGUGUCUUGGAAACACGUCCUGCUAUUGGGGAUGUUUCUUGUUCAUCUUUCAGCAGCAUAGAGUCUAAUUCGCAACCACUGAAUGGAACAAUCCUGGAUGCCGAUGUCUCUUCAAUUGGACUUUUAGGACAGAUACCUCGAAACUUCAGUCUAUCAGACUUGGCAGCUGACUUUUCUAAUAGUUCGAGUUCUCUUUCUAUCGAUAUAUUGGAGAGCUACUCCAGGUCACCCUUCCAGGCAGCAGGUACAGACAAUUACUUCGAUCCAAGUGAUAGGGUAAACCACCAAGGAGACGGUAAGAGGUUGGACACUAUAUCAGAAGGCUUCAGUUAUGAAGAUUUUGGCAGUGAUUGAUUGAAUAAUCUAAAUGUAUCUGUGCUGUUUCUGCCAGUAGGGAAACCUGUGUGACACACCUAUUCUAUUGCGCAAACACUUUGUCUUGAUUGGGCUUCUGUGCACUGUUCACGUGAACAGUCUGACUGCUGCUCUUCAGCUGGAUCUCUGCUGCCUCUCGGCUGGCUUUUCUAGUCUUCUCAGCUGGUGUUCAUCUGCUUUCUUAUAUGGUUCUCUCAGCCAGGGGCGGAGCUAUGUAAUCAGGUAUGGGGGCAUUUGCCCCCACUGAACUUUUGACUAGCUCUACAUAUGACAUAUUAAGGACUUAACUUUAUUUAAAUUUAGUACACUUGCCCCCCCUAACUUUUUGGGAAUUAAUAGUGAUCAAAGUCUUUUUUUUCAUUUUUUUUAAACAACUUAGUAGUUCACUGCCUCAUUGCCCGCUUGAAACAAAUGUUUUAUUUUUGGAUUGAGGAAAAUAAAUGUGAAGUUAUCCCUGACAUUUUUUCUUUUAGUAAGUAACUAAAAAUAAUCACUUAUAACCUAUUUUUGAGAUUUAAAAGUUAUUUAUAGAUCAUAUUUUAAAGGAAAUUUUAUUUUGUAGUUUCAUAUAAUAAAUUAGCCUUGAUUCUAAAACACUUUGUCUUCCUUGAACUUGAAAUUUUUUUUAUCAAUUAGUGAAUUUUUUUUAGUCAUUUUUUUGCCCCCUCUAAGAAAGGAUCCUGGCUCCGCUCCUGCUCUCAGUUGGUUUAUAUUUGGUAUUUAUGGUUUCUGAGGCUGCCAAAUGCUCCUUUUAGCUGCGAUGUGGUGAUCUUUCAGCUGGCUUUCUGUUGGUUCUUCUCAUGGCUUUUCAGCCUUCUUCUGCGGGUUUCAGUUAGAAUUUCUGCCCCUGAUGUCCUGGAGUUGCUAUGUUUCAGCUGGAAUUUCUGAUGUUGCUGCCUCUCAGAUGGCUUUUUCUACUGCAUUCUGCUCGCUCUCAGCUGCCUCUCUGAUGCUUCUCUAGUCUCUUCAGUUGGUCUGCCUUUGUCUGUUGCUGCUCUAUUUUCAGCUGCUUCCUGCUGCUCUGCUUGUAUGCUUCUAUCAUUUUGCCCCUUCUGCGAGGGGGUGGGGACCUGCAGAUGAGAAUUUAAGUCUAUCCCUGUUUCUUUAUACUUGAAGCAUUUACUUCCUGUUAUUCCUUUUCCAUCCUCCUCUUUUCCCUUGUAAGUGAAAAAUUGGCUGAUACUUUUCUGUUAUAUUUACGCAGGGCACUAGUGUUUAUAUGGGAGCUGCUCCAAUUGUUGAAUGUAUGGAAAGGUACAAUGUUAUUGUUAUUUCUCGGGUUGCAGAUGCUUCAUUAUUCUUAGCUCCAAUGGUUUGUGACAAGCAUAAAACAAUCAUGUUG